Molecule: messenger RNA, 1647 nt
Organism: Anoplopoma fimbria (sablefish)
Lineage: Eukaryota; Metazoa; Chordata; Actinopteri; Perciformes; Anoplopomatidae
Gene: opn4xb
Product: opsin 4xb
Exons: 9
Coding region: 1-1647 (548 amino acids)
Biological process (GO): visual perception; G protein-coupled receptor signaling pathway
Cellular component (GO): membrane
Molecular function (GO): G protein-coupled receptor activity
Source: RefSeq, a predicted model, not a curated record
AUGUGGUCCACUGAGAGGAUGGAGCCAGAGAAAGCCAACACCCAGAGCAGCUUCUUCACCAAGGUGGAUGUGCCUGACCAUGCUCACUACAUCGUUGCCUUAUUUGUCUUUGUCAUCGGGACGCUGGGCAUCACUGGCAACGCACUGGUUAUGUUCGCCGUCUAUAGCAACAAGAAACUCCGUAACCUGCCUAACUACUUCAUCAUGAACCUGGCAGUCAGUGACUUCCUCAUGGCUUUCACACAGUCCCCCAUUUUCUUCAUCAACUGUCUCUACAAGGAAUGGGCGUUUGGAGAGAUGGGCUGUAAGAUGUACGCGUUCUGCGGCGCCUUGUUUGGCAUCGCCUCCAUGAUAAACCUACUGGCCAUCUCUAUCGACCGUUACCUGGUUAUCACCAAGCCCCUGCAGACUAUUCACUGGGGCUCCAAACGAAGAACCACGCUGGCCAUCCUCAUGGUCUGGCUUUACUCUUUGGCUUGGAGUCUGGCUCCUCUUGUUGGCUGGAGCUCCUAUAUCCCGGAGGGCCUGAUGACAUCUUGUACAUGGGAUUAUGUCACGUACACAUUGGCCAACAGGAGCUACACAAUGAUGCUGUGCUGUUUUGUUUUCUUCAUUCCACUGGGAAUCAUCUUUUACUGCUAUUUUUUUAUGUUUCUGGCUGUACGGAAGACUAGCAGGGAGGUGGAGCGUCUGGGGACUCAGGUGAGGAAAUCCACCCUGAUCAAGCAGAAGUCCAUGAGGAGUGAGUGGAAGUUGGCAAAGAUCGCCUUUGUUGUCAUUGUGGUUUAUGUCCUCUCCUGGUCACCGUACGCCUGUGUCACACUGAUUUCCUGGGCCGGUCAUGCCGACAUCCUGUCGCCCUACUCCAAGGCUGUCCCUGCUAUCAUAGCAAAAGCCUCAGCCAUCUACAAUCCUUUUAUCUAUGCUAUCAUACACAACAAGUACAGGAUGACUCUGGCAGAGAAGUUUACCUGCCUGAGGUUUCUGUCUCCCACUCCUCGAAAGGAAUGCAUCUCCUCCUCCAUCAGUGAGUCCUCUUUCAGGGACUCCAUCAUCAGCAGGCAGUCUACAGCAUCAAGGACUCACUUUAUCACUGCGUGCCCUGACAUGGUGUUAAAGGAUGUAGAGAUGGAGCCUUUGGGAAGGAAGUCAGGUGACUCCUUCAGGAGCAUACCGUCAUACAGACAGUCUUCCAGAGGCCGGUCCUAUAAGAAACAAUUACAGCCGAAGACCCAAGCAUUGGAGAAGCACCCAUCUACCAUGAGAGAACCAUCGAGCACCUGUGACCAUGAACUGGUUUCCAGUUCUCUCACAGUCGCCUCUCUCCCCUUACUGGUUCUUACGAGGAGGCGCAGCCAGAGUCUGAACAGUGAGAUUUCGGAUGCUUGGGAUAGGAAAGGCAGCAUCGGCGAUUACCACAAGAGCGACUCUUUUGAUUCACUGAAUUUUGGAAAAAUCCCAUCCACUGAUCCCAGGUCUCCUCAGGGUGUCCCGCGCAUAAUCGUCAUCAGUCCCACAUCUGAAAGCAGCCUCAUCAAACAUGACAGUGUCUGCUUAGAGGACAGUGUUGAGGCAAUGGAGAAUAAUAUUUUUGUCAGCCUAAACUUCUCAUCAGAAGUCUUUGCGGCUGUGGAGCUACUCCCAUGA